CGCACGGUGGUUCGCGAGUCGGGUCGUAUUUGACGAAUGCAGAAAAUUGGGUAGUCAACAUGUCCACCGCUGCGGCUCAGCGUAACAACAACGAAGAGUCUGCGCUUAACGGCUCCUGGGAGGAGUUAGAGAUGAACGGGAACACGACCAUGCAGACCACCUCUUUUAUGACCCCAGCUACAGCCCCGCUAAACGGGAAUGUGGGGGAGCACCAAACUCCACCAACCAUGGAAAUUGUGCCUGAAGAGAUAGAGGAGAGCCUGGUCGGAGGGCUGGAACAUGUGCCAUCUUCCUCAUCCAUCCACAAUGGAGACAUGGAAAAGAUCCUACUCGAUGCACAGCAUGAGUCCAGCCAAAGCAGCUCGUCCUGUGAUAGUCCCCACAGGCCACCGAGUCCGGAUCAGGACGAGAGUCAAAUAACCUUUGAUGUAGAGAUGUCAAGUCCAAGGGGUAGCCAGUCAGAGGAGGAUGGCCUGGACAGGGAUGAAGAUAUACUGAUGAAUAAGGGAGUAGACUGGGUGGCUGACUGGUCCAGCAGACCAGAGAACAUUCCUCCCAAGGAGUUCCACUUUAGGCACCCUCGACGUUCAGUAUCUCUUAGUAUGAGAAAGAGUGGGGUUAUGAAGAAAGGUGGCGUCUUCUCUGCAGAGUUUCUCAAAGUUUUUAUCCCUUCUUUACUCAUCUCACACAUUCUUGUUCUUGGCCUUGGGAUAUACAUUGGGAAGAGAAUUUCUACGCCCUCUUCCAGCUCUUACUGAGUUGAAAAUGAAGCGGUGCCUGGAUGUCAUGGCAGAGCUCUCUUAUCUACAAGUCAUUCAAACAUUUUCAUUUACACUUGUCUCCUCUCUUCCUCUGCCUCUAUUGUGCUCCAGCAUUCCCUUCCCGUCUGCGUUAAAUUCGGUCACAAUCGAGAUGUAGGUCUAGGACACGUAGCAUAAUGUGGUUGCACUCCUUCACAUGUUGACACAGUGCUGAGUGCCACAGUGUUGUGUAUUGGAUCCAGCAGUUGCCACCAUCGCCAAACCCCUAGGAUGAAGAUCUUGCCCAAGGUAGACAGUAUUAGUCCCUUUAUUAAACUUAAACAUGUAGCUGUGUUUUGGUGUCAGAUAGCAUGAGGGAUUUUUUGAUUUCUCUGUACACAAAUCAGAGCCUCUCUGUUUAUAAGUCAGAGAUUGUAUCUUGUGCGAAAUCUGGCCGACGACUCCUAGGUUAGUCGACUGCUAAAAGGAGGCCAGUGGACUCUGGACACUGGCUCCCAGUGGGCAAAUUGCUUGAACCAAAAAUAUGCGCCAUGUCUGCCAUAUAAGAUUAAUUCUUUCGGCUUUGCGAGUAGAAGGGGUUUUCGGGGACUCACUAUUUAUGAUGCAGAUAUUGAGAGGAAGAAUCCGUGCUGCACAGUGGGAUUCGUUUUUGAAUUCCACAUGCUUUUCAUAACAGAAAUUAAUUCUAUUAGCUGUUUAAGGUUGUUUUUGAAGCUUGGUUGCUUUGAAGGGUUGAAAAGCUUGAACAGCGUGUUUCACAAUUUUCCGACUGUUUGACAUUUGAAUAUAUUAUGAUAGUGGAAAUUAGGCUAGAUGACAAUUUACCCAGGACAUAUAUUUUAUUUCUUGUUGCCUACAUAUCAUUUCACGUGCCAAAUACGUUUCUAUUUUUAGCUCUGCACAUUGGUGAUUUAUCUUAGACUUAAUUUUGAUUUUCUAACAUGUUGCAAUAUUUAAAUAGAUGUGAAAAUAAUUCAAACUGUGACCUGCCCCAUGUAAUUUACACCUUGGACAUGGAAUAGUUCGUUUAUACAUUGUUAUUUGAUUCCCAUGCAUAAUGUAUCUUAUGGAUUGUGGCAGUGUAUUAUUAUUAUUAUUAUUAUUUUUUUUUUUUUGCUUUCUUGUUACUUUAACAGCUGCCAUGUGAUAAUUGCUGGAGUAGAAAACUAUCUAUAGGAAAUCAUCCAUAGGAAUACAUUUAUGGGGCCUACUGUCAAAGAUUAUUGUCCUAUUGUUAUCUUGUUAUUCUAUUUCAUUGUACACUCAUUGUAAUGAACAUUAUGAAAAUGUAAAAUGUCUAUUAAAUUCACACUGUGAAGAUAGAAUUGACAUGGGUGAGGAAAGAAAUUAGUUUUGGAUACACCGUUCGAAAGUCGAGAAAAACGAAUAACAUUGCUGGUUUUUUUGCCACAUGCAUGCCACUAACUUGUUUUAAUCUUGUCCAUGCACAUAAUUUGUGUAUGAAAACCGCAUCAAUGAAGUGCUGCCUUAUACGCUUUCACUAAACUGCUUGGUGGUAAGAGUAUAAAGGAGGAGAAAUGAUAAUAUGAAAUGGGACUCUUACUGCAUGCAUUUCAACGUGGUACUCGCACAGUUUAGUCAGCAUUCAUGGUGCUCUAUCUAAGAGGUCAGGUUUACCUUAUAACCAGAAGCACUUGGUUUUUUUUUUUUUAUUUAACACUAUCAAACAGCUUGAUUAUAUGAAGGGCAGGGCCCUCGAACAUCUUAAAUAUUCCAAGUAAUAUAUCUUAAAGCAGCAAGAAUAGAAGUGUGUGAAAUUGUUAGACAUGUCAUCAUACUGACGUUCUUGAAAUCUUGUCAUUACACAAAACUAACAUUAAAAUAUGAAAACCCCCCACAAUGUUAUACAUCAUUUAAUGGCAUAAUUAAAUAUCUC
Molecule: messenger RNA, 2658 nt
Organism: Lampris incognitus (smalleye Pacific opah)
Lineage: Eukaryota; Metazoa; Chordata; Actinopteri; Lampriformes; Lampridae
Gene: bnip3la
Product: BCL2 interacting protein 3 like a
Exons: 6
Coding region: 60-758 (232 amino acids)
Biological process (GO): positive regulation of apoptotic process; mitochondrial outer membrane permeabilization; defense response to virus
Cellular component (GO): mitochondrial outer membrane; mitochondrial envelope; nucleus
Source: RefSeq, a predicted model, not a curated record